Molecule: messenger RNA, 4459 nt
Organism: Ylistrum balloti
Lineage: Eukaryota; Metazoa; Mollusca; Bivalvia; Pectinida; Pectinidae
Product: FYVE, RhoGEF and PH domain-containing protein 4-like
Exons: 22
Coding region: 1-3240 (1079 amino acids)
Biological process (GO): cytoskeleton organization; filopodium assembly
Cellular component (GO): cytoplasm
Molecular function (GO): guanyl-nucleotide exchange factor activity; metal ion binding
Source: RefSeq, a predicted model, not a curated record
AUGCCGUUCAUUACAUUAAAAGGUGCCGAUACUGAGGAUAUAGAUGGACAGAUUCUAGACUUCCACAUCGAAAACAAGGCCUCAAAAUGGAAACUAAAAGCUCGUGUGUUAGAGAAGAAAGCGUCCACUUACUGCCGGCAACGGUCAGAGACUGGAGCUCCUGUGGUAGGGAGAAUCAACCUACCUCUCUCCCAGAGAGAGGCUGGGAGCUCAAACACCAAUGGAGACAAUAGUGACUUCCCACUCCCUUCUACAGAGGAAGAAAUCGAGGCUUUUGACGAAGAAUUCUUUGAGAAAUACACUAAGACUGUUGAGGUAGAACUCCGGGGAAAAAGUCGAUCAAGAUCCAUACCAGAUCUGUCCAAUCUGAAAUCAAAAUUCUCCAGAUUUACAUCACCAAGCAAGCCCAAGUUCUUGGACAGAUUGUUCAGCAAUGUCAGUUUCUCUCGGAAAUCUGGACGGAAAACAAAAAAUGGAUUAGUGAUUCAUACUCGAACAUCACUCGAAAAAGGUGAUGAUGAUGAAGAUGAUGAAAAUGAAGAUGAUUGUUUAAUAGGAAGACUUCAUAAAAAAUCUGACGACCCUGGAGGUCAAAGAGCAGUAGCGCCAUCAACCAGCAAUUCAAGUGAUUCUGGAAAGGGAUCUAUUUUAGAAUCUACAUCAGAUUUUUCGCCAACUGGAUGUGCUAACGGUUCUAGACCUGGCUCUCCGAAUAUAAGUGGUAUAGUACAAAAGCGAUUACGUGAUUUUCAAAUUUUAAAUAGUGCAAAAGAAACGUAUUCUGCACCGCCGUCUCCUGGAAUAUAUAGGAGUCGGACUGUUGUCCGGAGUGGUGGGAAAAUUCUUCUGUUUCCUAGCUACACAGAUAAAGCUAGGAAGCAUUGUUGUGCAUUUUCGCGCGACGAGAAAUUUAGUAAUCUAGUUAUGAAAAAAGGCUUUGUAAAAGCAGUUGUUGAACAAAUUAAUCAUAAUGAGCCUAACGGGGAAAAAACUUCCAAUCUGGACAAAGAUGGUACAAAAAGUGUGCGCGAGUUGAAACAGAAGUUUGAAAGAUCUAAUAGUAGUGAUGACUCCAACAAAUUUUUGAAAAACAAACAUAAACCACGAACACCGCAGGGGUCACCACGACUCCGACGGGAUAGGAAUGCCAUUUCCGUGGAUACCUCCGACAACAGUGCCAGGAAUAGUUUGCGAUCUUCAGAGUUUGGUGGAACGUCACAGUCAGACAGUUUCUCUAAUGGGCACGAUCGGACGGAGGCCGAGUCCGGUAUUGCCUCGGAUUGUAGCACUGUUGGAUUUUCAACAGUUAAUGUAGUGGAGUUGUUUGACUCGAGUUGGUCAGACUCCGACAUGAGUUUCGAUGAGUAUAGUGAUUGGGACAGUGAUGUCGACAAUCAUGAGGAUGAACAAGAUUUAGACAAAACUUGUGAUAACAAUGUCACGCCUGAAUGUAAACUACACAGGAUCGCAGAGGAGCUCUUCAAGACAGAAAAGGCCUAUGUGUCACGGCUUUAUCUUCUUGAUCAGAUUUUUCAGGCUCGGGUUCGUGAGGAGAACAAGACACAUAAUUUCCUAUCUCAAGACGUGAUGAACCAAAUAUUCUCAAACGUCACGAGUAUUUACCAAUUCCAUAACAACUUCCUGUUACCACAGUUAGAGAACAGAAUGAAAAACUGGGAAUCUGAUCCAAAGAUUGGAGACCUGAUGCGGAGCAAUGCUCCAUUUUUGAAGCUUUAUACAGAGUAUGUUAAAAAUUUUGACCAUGCCAUGAACCUGAUAAAUCUUUGGUCAGAAAAGUCUUCCAGAUUUGCUGCCAUCAUGCAAGAAAUACAGAAAUCUCCUGAAUGUGGUAGUCUGGCCCUGCAACAUCACAUGUUAGAACCAGUCCAGAGGGUUCCUCGUUAUAAGCUCCUCCUACAAGAUUACCUCAAACACUUACCUGAGGACUCCCCGGACAAAGACAAUGCUGAAGUGGCCCUAGAACUUGUUACUAAGGCAGCUAGUCAUUCCAAUGAAGCCAUGAAGAAAAUUGAGAAGUUCCAAAAGUUGCUGGAAAUAAAUGAAAAGUUUGGUGCUGCAAUUGACUUGAUAAGUCCCACACGAGAGCUUGUAAGGGAGGGACGUAUCACCAAGAUUUCUGCGAGAGGUGGGGAGAGGCUAGACCGUUAUGUAUUCUUGUUCAACGACCUCAUGUUGAUUUGCUGUGAGCAAAUACUUGGAAGUUUUCGCAUCAAAGCCCAGUUGGACAUGGAAGGAUUAGAGAUAAUGGAUCGGACUGACAAGUGUGUACGCUGGAUACUGGAGGGAGAAAACAUUGACAUUCCAAAUACAUUUUAUGUAAAAAGUCGACAGAAGAUUAUCCAAUUCCUUGACGAGAAUCCUGCUGGCGAACUGAUGGGCUGGUGCGAGUCAAUGAAAGAGACGCUAAAGGAUUACCGCCACAGGAGACAGUCUCUGAGGGGCCAUGAGGACCACUUAAGGGACAGUGGGCUUAAUUGUAGAAUGUCCGUUCAGAGUGAGUUAAAGAAAGUGCCGAAGCUUCCAGAAAUGGAGAUUGGAAAGUUAGCACCAAAGUGGAUUAAAGACGACGAAGUUACUAUGUGUAUGCAGUGCACAAACUCCUUCACAGCAUUCCGACGGCGACAUCAUUGCCGUGCAUGUGGCAUCGUGGUGUGUAGUAAAUGUUCUGGUAAGAAGGUGCCGCUGGCCUAUGACAACUUCAGGUAUAACCGUGUCUGUGACAAGUGCUAUACAGUACUGAAGAAUGGAGUGGAUGAGGAGGAAGUGCCAGAAAAACAAACAACAGGUUCAACACGUCGACGGGUGUUACAGAAGAAAGCCAGUGAUCCUUCGGUACUUUCCAGUUAUCUUCAGGUCAGCACUGACCGCGGCAAGAGUUGGACUAAGCGUUGGGUUGUCGUCCAGUCUGACUAUGUUCUCUACUGCUUCAAGGCACACCAGGAUGUGUGUGCACUUUUCUCAAUCCCACUGCCUGGUUAUACUGUGGAGGUGAAUGACACAGACUCUGCUGACAAAGAGAAGGGAUUUAAACUAUACCACAAAAACCAGCAGGGACAGAUCCAUCAUUUCUUGGCAGGGGAGCAGAGCCAUCGAGACAAAUGGAUGGAUGUAUUAGAACGAGUAGCAAGACUAGAACUACCAGAAUCAGAGGAAAAUAAAAGAGCUUCAACCCAGUCCUCUAGCAGCAGUAGUGGGACUGCAGAAAUUCAACAAUUAUAGCAGUAGUCUCCCCUUACAUGGGGAAAUCACCACAGACCUUGUAACAGAACAGUAAAUUAUUAUCUAAUAUCUCCCAUGUAUUUGUAUGCCUGGGAUUCGUUUCAAAACCAUUAAGAAUAUGUUUUCUAUUAUUUUUUUACUCUAAAUCAAACACAUAGGUAAUGUACUUAAUAUUCAGCCGAAGAUCACAUUUUAAAUAACAAUACAUUGAUCAAUGUGUUAUGUUCUUAUGUGUCGCCAUUAAUGGCCUUCUAUUCAAAAUAGAUUCUUAAGUAGCUGACUAUUCCAUUUACUGAUCAACAUUUGGAUGUCCCUGUAAACUAUAACUGACAGUAAUUGACAUCUAAUGGGACAUGUAAACAUGGUACUUAAACUUCUUAUAGUAAUUAUUUAGAAUAUCUGGAGACUAUACAUAUGAUUAGUUAGAACAGGAAAGUUUAUAGGAUUCUGGUCAAAUGACUCCUCCUACUUCUUGUCUUGUCAGGGAAUCAAACCCAGGUUGGCCUGCUGAAAGGCUAAUGUGUUUCCUAGUAUGCCACCUCUGUAUUAGCCGUGUUACCAAACUGUUACAGAAUAGUGGAAAGCCAUCAACCACAAAACAAAGUUGGUUACUGUUUAAAUCUAUAUAAGUUUCAGUGGAAAUGCCAACAGCUGACUCUGAGUCAGAAUUUACUCAUUGGCCCCCUGAGCUUUUUGGAGGAUAAAUAGUAUAAGGAAGAAGUUCCAUUCUUUAUGGUUAACGCCUUUUAAGUGGAUUGUUUGAUAAACAUUUUGUCAGAAGGUGAACCUAUUUUACAUCUUGGUCAUACCUUUUUACUAUUUCCAGAUAUUUCGAUUCAAACAAAGAGGUUUAAGUAACAUACGACUUUGAUAGAUCAUCCCUUUUAUUUCGUAAUGAUGAUUUGGUGCUACAACAUUCACAAUUCCAUCAGGCUGACAAAGGCUUUUUUUAUUUUACUUAAUCAGUCAGAUUAGCUGAUGUCAUCAGUUCCUUAUGUCAAAUAAGUGGAUCAUGAGUUAUGAGCCUUAUGAAAGAGGUGACGUGCAUCAGCAUAGAGAAUCAUUCCUUUUUCUACUUAUUUUGAAUCUGACAUGUGUUUGCCAGAGUUAAGUUCAUUUGUCACCUCAUUGAUGAAUUAUGUGGUUGCGACUGUAUAGCAAGGUCAUUUGCAAGGUCAAGAUUAUUUCAAAUUAUUCAGAUGUUCUGUUGAUUUUUAUG